AUGGUGCGACCGACCACUGACGACGACACGGGGUUGAAAGUGCUGCGGGAGCCGACGUCGAGCCCGGAUGCCGAGAAUGGAGAGAAGAUCAUCGACGUUGUCGCCGUCCACGGCCUCGGCGCGCACCCGGACGACACCUGGACCCAGAAACGCGGCGAUGGCGAUGAGGCGCGCUGGGUCAACUGGCUCGAAGAGAAGGACAUGCUUCCAGAGGUGGUGCUAAACGCACGCAUCAUGCGGUACGGAUACAAAUCGGGCUGGUUUGGAGUAGAUGCGAUCAAGCAGUCGGCUCGAACGACUGCGGAGCGGUUUCUAACCGCCCUGAGACGAGAGCGAAAGGGCUGUACCGAUCGACCGUUGAUAUUCAUUGCGCACAGUUUCGGCGGGCUCGUUGUACUCAAGGCAGUAUGCGAUACUUACUAUGACCGUAAGGAGUGGUCCGGCAUGUUCGAUGCGGUCCGAGGGAUGGUGUUCUUCGGCACGCCGUUCCGCGGGGCCGAUGGCAUGAGCCAGAGCGAAAUGGUGCAGGCGGCAGCACGAGAGUAUACGGCAGAAGAUAUUGAGUAG
Messenger RNA from Fonsecaea monophora, 567 nucleotides. RefSeq lists its product as hypothetical. The record is from RefSeq and is a predicted model, not a curated record. NCBI's taxonomy places the organism in Eukaryota, Fungi, Ascomycota, Eurotiomycetes, Chaetothyriales, Herpotrichiellaceae. The transcript is spliced from 5 exons. The coding region runs from base 1 to 567 and encodes 188 amino acids.